AAUCUCUGCAAAAAAAAAAAAAAAAAAAACAAAACAAAAAGAACCUUAUUGUAGGUAGCCAUGGGUGGUGGUGAUACUCUCGACGAUGAUGUUAUAGAGGAAGAAUCUUCAAGAUCAUCAUCAUCAUCUCCUUGUUUCAGUUUCAGUGAUGAUGAUUCAGGGUUUAAGUAUUGUGUUUCUGAACACAAUUUCUCGAUUUUGGCUACUGAAAUGAGAAGGGGAGAUAAGGCUUACCAAGAGAUUCUACAAAAUCAGGAUCUGUUGCUCAGAAGCAGUAAAAGGAAACUUAGACAAGCCAGGAACAAAAUCUUGAGCUAUACUCCUGGAUCGUUUUCUGAUCGGAAAUUGCGCGAUAACGAUGUUCUGAAGACUACAUCAAUCAUCCUUGUUGGUCCGAAAGGAGCCAGGAAGAGUAGUCUUGUUAAUCAGAUUACAAGAGUGAUCGAAGACGAUGAAUUUUUACCCCCAGCUAGAGCUCAAGAAUCAUUUGGUAUGCAGUCUAAAGGAGGGACAUAUUUUGUUGAGGAAUAUAUGAUCCCAAGAGGAGGUUCUGGUUCUUUUUGCUUGUAUGACACGCGUGGUUUGAGCCAUGUCCCGUCAUCUGAUAACAUUAGUAUGAUUGAGAAGUGGAUGACAAGAGGCGUGCGUCGCGGCGAACCUGUCAUAUGGGGAUCCGAUAGCUCUGAGUUGAAGAAUAGACUAAUCCGAGAUGGUGGUACCGGUAAUGAGAUAAGGAAAGUGAAUUUCGUUAUCUUUGUUGUUGAUGCGGUGGAAAUCUUGCCCGGGAUCCAAAUCCUAAGUCUGAGUCUAUGACUAAAGGAGAGCCUAGCAUUGAUUUGCAUAUAGCGCGACGCCUAUGGUUCGACGAGGGGAAAGUGGCUAAGGCAGAGCCAAGCUUGGAUUUGUGAACCACUCGACGCUUGUGGUACGUUGAGUGAAAAGUAUGGAAGCUUCAACAUCUGAUAUGUAAAAAAAUAAAGUUGAUGUUUUAGGAAACUUGAAUUGUUCUGAGUCUUCUCACCGGUUCAAUAAGGUUCUCUUACUUUGUUUUAGUUAAAACGUAUAUGUUAAUAAAUAAUAACAUUGUUUAUAAUAAAUAAUAAUCAGAUUCUACUA
Capsella rubella is the source of this 1116-nucleotide messenger RNA. RefSeq lists its product as uncharacterized. The coding region runs from base 61 to 813 and encodes 250 amino acids. Lineage: Eukaryota; Viridiplantae; Streptophyta; Magnoliopsida; Brassicales; Brassicaceae. The transcript has 6 exons. The record is from RefSeq and is a predicted model, not a curated record.